Molecule: messenger RNA, 1714 nt
Organism: Musca vetustissima
Lineage: Eukaryota; Metazoa; Arthropoda; Insecta; Diptera; Muscidae
Product: broad-complex core protein isoforms 1/2/3/4/5-like
Exons: 6
Biological process (GO): regulation of transcription by RNA polymerase II
Cellular component (GO): nucleus
Molecular function (GO): protein binding
Source: RefSeq, a predicted model, not a curated record
UACAUCCGCGUUUAACUGUCUGCAUCUCAGAACGCCAUCAUCAAAAAUAGUGCCGCCAUGGACGAAACGCAACACUUUUGUCUUCGCUGGAACAACUACCAAAGUAGCAUAACAUCGGCCUUCGAAAAUCUCAGAGAUGACGAGGACUUCGUCGAUGUCACAUUGGCCUGCGAAGGCCGCAGUAUCAAAGCUCACCGUGUAGUGCUCUCGGCGUGCAGUCCCUAUUUCAGAGAUCUGUUAAAGAGUACACCCUGCAAACAUCCAGUGAUACUAUUGCAGGAUGUAAAUUUCAACGAUCUACAUUCGUUGGUCGAAUUCAUUUACCACGGCGAAGUCAAUGUCCAUCAAAAGUCACUGCAGUCGUUUCUUAAGACAGCGGAAGUUUUGAGAGUUUCGGGGCUAACACAACAACAGGCCGAAGAAACCCAUAGUCAAUUAGCACAAAUACAAAACUUGGCCAAUUCAGGAGUGCGCACCCCUUUGAAUCCACUACACACAUCCAUGUCCGAGGAUUCGCCACUAUACCAGCGUAAUGCGGUGUCACCACCGCCUCCAUUACCGCCCACACAGAUGCCGUUCUUCAAGAGAAUUGGUAUGUUGAGGCGUGAACACAACAAUUCAACGUCGUCUGCCGAAGAUCCCACCAACGCGUUGAAGCGAAUGCGUGGUCCCGACAAUGGCAUACCACCCAGCAACACUAAUAGUCCCGACAUUGUCCAUCCUCGGAGCACUUCCCCCCAGUUGACACCCACAGAUUUCUCAACCAUGAAACACAACAACAACAACUCGCCCCCACCCAAAGAUGAAAAACGUAAGUAAAUGAUCGAUGCCACGGGCGGCCGAACUAAUCCCAAUUUCCCCCUUCCAACAGGCAAUGGUUCCUCGAUGAAUGCUACAGGAAACAGCGGCAAUAGCUCGAAUGCUAGCGCUAAUGGCAAUGGUAUAACGACGGGUGACAAAGGCGAAAGCCUCACACCUUCACCCCUGGCCCGUAGAGCCGAAGAUGUUAAAUCGGAACCAAUGGAAUUAGUAUGCAGCAAUAACAACGAUGAGCACAGUAACGAUUCAAAUGCGGAAAAUGAACAACUUCGGGUGGGCAGUGUAGAUUGCGGCAAAGGCUCCUUGAGCUCGGUCAACGAUGAGGAAAUUGAAAAUACGAUGCCACCACAUCCGCCCUCGGCUCCCUUUCUAAUCUCGCCAGCCGAGUCCAAGCUCUUUCCGUCGGCGCCCUUCACAUUUCCCAUGGGCAACCUAGACCCAGCAGCAUUUGCCAGUCUCAACUCGCAAAUGCCCUCGGCCGCGGACAUAGCCGCUUCCCCCCAAGGAAAUUCGCCUAAGAAACUGUUCUCAUGCCAACUAUGUGGUAAGCUUCUCUGUUCAAAAGCUUCGCUCAAGCGUCACAUUGCCGACAAACAUGCCGUUCGCCAAGAGGAAUAUCGUUGUAUCAUCUGCGAGAGAGUGUACUGCUCGCGCAACUCGCUGAUGACCCACAUUUACACGUACCACAAGUCGCGGCCCGGCGAAAUGGAAAUGAAAGACAUUAAACUGUUCAAUCAAUUCAAUACCACGAUCUGAGAGCGGACGCAUGACACCGCGUCAUGCCACUACUGUAUUACAACAAACGACCAUUACACAUACAAUUAUUUGAACAAAUCUUGCCACCAAAGUGGCCGCGAUACUGACCACAAUAAUCUGCAACAGCAGCUUUCGCGAG